Lactuca virosa is the source of this 421-nucleotide messenger RNA. Lineage: Eukaryota; Viridiplantae; Streptophyta; Magnoliopsida; Asterales; Asteraceae. The record is from the annotation of a GenBank genome assembly.
AUGGAGGAUAAGACGACCUAUGUGGUGGCUUUUGAGAGUUAUGAAGAGAACACAUCAAUUCUAAUUGUAUGGAAGCUCACUGAGUACAAUCAUGCCGACAACAUGGAUUUCCGAGUAGACUUGGUAUCCUUUGGAAUGACAAAAUUGCAUUUGAGGAAAAGGUUGCAUAUAAGUGAGAAUGAAGGAUACUUCUUGUGUUUUGCUUUUAAGUGAGGUUGGAGGAUAGCUGCAACACUUGAUUAUUGGAUAAUACCUCUGCAUGGGAAAACAAUUUUAUUUUCGAAUUUAUUUAUGUAAGUUUUAUGUACUAUGAAAUGACCAAAUCAAUGAGUUUUUAGCAACACUUAAGCUUGUUUUUUAUCGAUGACUAUAAUGAUUGGUUAUUUAGCAUAUUUAUAUUAAUAAAAUUUGUUCAUCAAUA